UUGUGUCUGGUAGGUGGUCCUACAGGCGGCUCCGGGUUCAUCUAAGGUAACGCAGUCAGCCGCUAACCAACCCCAUGUUAAACUGUGUUAUCGCUGGGCCGCAUUGUGUCGGCCUUUUACGUGUCGAUAUUACUUGUGUUUCUUUUUUCAACGCUCUUUUUUUUUUAACGUUUCUUUGUCACUUCAAACGGCGGCGUCAAGCUAGCCAGAAUUAGCCACCGGGGUUUCAAAACAAAAGCGUGAAAGUUUCUACUUUCCACGUUCAGACGUUUCCGAAGCUGAACCCCGUUCUCACAGUAGUCUUAUCACACGGCAUAUUUAACAAAGAGAGGAAAAUGAACCAUUUUUUAUUGUAAUUCCGACUGAUAACAGCUGCGGCAUGGCCCUGCUUGUUAACGUUAACGCUGCUCGGCGCCUUAAAACUAAGCAUGAGGGGGAAAACGACCUUUAAUUGGAAAUAACUGGCUUUUGCACAUUUGUAGGUUCCAGUAUGCCAAAGGAACAGCCUUGCUUGAGCGAGCACAGUCCCUGUGCUACGUCCAGCAAGAAUGCUAAAGACAAGAACAACAGUACGGCUCUGCUGGCGAUGCGUGAUACUAAAGAUGCGGACUCCAGUGGAAGGGGCUCCCACUGCAGCUCAGAAAAAGACUCUGGCUUCUCCGACUGCUCAGACUGGCAGCAGACAGAUGUGGAGGACCAGCAUAGCAACAAAGGCCAGUCCAGAGGCAGCCAGUGUGCACAAACUUCACAGCCAACCCAAAACCAAGAGCGUGGGCAAGGAAAUCCUGGGAAUCCUACCCUGAUGCCAAUAGGCCGUGAGCCCCCCUCCGUCUACGUAAUCAAGAACAUGGUGCUGAAGCAGCCGGACACGAUCCAGAAAAGAGGUCAGGUGCUCUGGACUAACAAAAGCAGGGAGACUGGCACUUCUGGUACUCCCCAUAUGAUUCUUUUGCAGCAGCCCAGCAUGUUGCCGGCCACCCUGCAGCUCCACAAGCCCUUGUCCCGGAAGUCCAACGUUACAGGGAAGAAAAUAAACGGUACAUACUUGCCCAUUUUCAACUCCUACCCCCGCAUUGCGCCACACCCCAGCAAGAAGCCGCCUGAUAAACCUUCACCAAACGAUGAAUCCCAGAAUCUGAGCAAGAGGGUGUGUACAGAAGACAAGAAUGAUAACACAUCUCUCACCAGGAGUCUACCAGAGCAGCACCUUCAUAAGCAACCCAAAUUAGCAGUUGCAGCCUCUGUGCAGCCAUGUUCCUCUUCAACCAGAGAUAGUCUGCCCUCCUCCAGUUCCACUACUGCUUCCUCGAGCCUGGGCUCCCUAUCUGUGUCUAGUGUGCACACCACCACUUCCUCCUUCCGCGCAACAAGAGGACUUCACAGAAACAGCACCACCUUUACUCGCCACCGCCGUUUCCUCAACACAGUAGAAAUCCUCAGACAGUCAGGCUUGUUGGACAUAACAUUGCGCACCAAGGAGCUGCAGCGCCAGAGCAAUGCCACUGAGCGGGACAUUGUCCAGCUACGCCAGCACACAGAGCUACUGUGCCAGGCCGCCAGCGGCCGCAGCCUGAACGGUAUCACAGCCUGGGAGCACCUACACAGAGCCAUGGCCGAGUCCAACAGCUACCCAAGCCUCAAACUCCUGCAGAGCUUACAAAUCCCGUCUCAUCCAGAUUCUUCUGGUCAGCCACAGAGUAUUGGCACAGGUGACACCGACGGGCCACCAGCUGCUGAGAAAUCAAAUGUGCCAACGUCUCUCCUUCUCACCGCCUUACUGGAGCCAAACCAGAACUGUCCUGUAUCAGAGCAGUCUCAGUCAGAACAAAGCAGGGAGCUGGAGGCCAGCAAGGAAACCUCAGAGAAAGUCACCUUCAUGCCUCCUGACAGUUCUACCGGUUAGCACGAUCUGCAGUGCCUUCAGAAGGAGAACUAGUACUCAGGGCCAGCCAGGGGAGAACCAGUAGUCAUGUUUGGAUAUUAUGUGUGUUUUUAAUGGUUUAUCCCUGGCUGUUUAAACCUAGUUUUAUAGGGGUUGCGUAAAAAUAUCUCUGCAGGUCAACUGCAAUCUGAGGAUGACGUGAUUUUAAAAGUUACUGUACACGUCGCUGUUUUGUUUGCUUAAUUCACUUCACCGUAUUUCAAGUAUUUGACUUCUGAAAGCUGAUCCCAUAAUUGAUGCACUAAAGUGCAGUUCAUUCCCGAGGCACCAUCACCAUUACCACUGCAGACUUUAUAGAACCACACAUAGGAAGAGAGGGUCUGCGUGUCCACCACGUAAAGGAUUCUGUGAAAAUGCAAUGCGUUUCCCUACGGGGAAGAGGGCAUUUGGCUUCAGUGUAUACUGUAAGUUCGUUUGGUCAUUUUGCUGUCACAGCAGACUAGCUUUAUUCAGGGGAAAAUGUGAAUAGAUCUAUCUUCUGAAGAUAAAUGUUGAAAGAAUGGUUUCUUAUAACUUCUUUCAGUCAACAAUAGUGGUGCCUUCAAAUCAACGUAGCUGAACAGAAAGGUUCCCAGAAAAAUAAAGAGGCACUUUAAGGUAGGAACUGGUAGCACUCACGGCACAACUGGGAGCUUAGUGUUGCAGAGAAAAUCACUCUGUAACAUCACAGACUGCAUUACACUGGACUGCUGCAAGGACUUGAUUUCAAAUGAUUCUCAGCAAAGCCUUAAAAACUCUUUUUCACUUGAUAUUUUUUUCUUUACCAGGCCACAUCAUCAUCACAGGUUAUUAUAAUCAUUAUACAUUUUACAUAUACAGCACUCGUCUUUUGACAAUGGAAGCAAUUCAGACUGUAUGAAUCCAACACAGCAUCUCCAAGGUAAUCAGUUAUGCCAUUUCCCCUCACGCAGCAGCUUUGUUGUCCGUUUCGAUAGUAUCCUUUUUGUUUGCACCAACUAAUUGUUGGUGUUAUGUGGUCAUCUGUUUUGUUCAUAGAUGGAGCACAGUUUGCAUCGAGAGCUUGAGCUUGAGAGAGUUUCACAGUGUUUAAAAGUGUGUAAAAGUAUGUUGACUAAGUGUGUAUGAUUAUUUUUCUUCCAUUUCUUUGUGCUUACGUGCAUUUGGCAGACAGCACUGCCAGCAACACACACCUUUCUGAAAUUUAAAGUGGUUUAUACACCAUAUUUUUUCAUAAUUUUAAGGUAUUUAAAUAAAGCGAUAUA
Molecule: messenger RNA, 3165 nt
Organism: Toxotes jaculatrix (banded archerfish)
Lineage: Eukaryota; Metazoa; Chordata; Actinopteri; Toxotidae
Exons: 5
Coding region: 491-1903 (470 amino acids)
Biological process (GO): negative regulation of circadian rhythm; negative regulation of DNA-templated transcription
Cellular component (GO): nucleus
Source: RefSeq, a predicted model, not a curated record